Messenger RNA from Diaporthe amygdali, 2517 nucleotides. RefSeq names its product fcp1-like phosphatase. Gene Ontology annotation, molecular function: RNA polymerase II CTD heptapeptide repeat phosphatase activity. The transcript has a single exon. NCBI's taxonomy places the organism in Eukaryota, Fungi, Ascomycota, Sordariomycetes, Diaporthales, Diaporthaceae. Bases 1 to 2517 code for a protein of 838 amino acids. Gene Ontology annotation, cellular component: nucleus. The record is from RefSeq and is a predicted model, not a curated record.
AUGGGUUCCGUCACAGAGUUCCCAUUGGGUCCUCACCUCCGGUAUCCCAUAACCAUCACCAGGCUGAUCUACAAUCCCGGCGAUGAGGUCAAGAAGGGCUCCAAUGCCAUGGAGUUCUCGUACAAGUACAAGAGGGAGGUUGGCGACCAGAUCACGGGCGACAUUCGCCAGGAGGAGCAGACUGGCUUUGCCUCAUGGCCCUGCCCUACCAACGGAACCCUAAAGUCCUGGGACAUCCGCGUCGGCCAAGUCAUUCCCCGUAGCCUCCCCUGCGUCCGCAUUGAGGAGACCUGCAUACACGACAAUCAAUAUGGUGGCAUGUGUCUUAUCUGCGGCAAGAGCACCGACGAGAUUGACUUCUACACCACCCAGCUCGACACCGCCCGUGCCCCAGUCCAGAUGAUCCACGACAACGUCAAGUUGACCGUCAGCCUCGACCGCGCUGCCGAGACCGAGCUGCUGCAGCAGAAACGUCUGCUCGAGCACCGGAAGCUGAGCCUGGUCGUCGACCUGGACCAGACCAUCAUCCACGCCUGCAUAGAUCCUACUGUUGGAGAGUGGCAGAACGAUCCGACGAACCCAAAUCAUGACGCCGUCAAGGAUGUCCAGAGCUUCCAGCUCAACGACGACGGCCCCCGCGGCAUGGCCAGUGGCUGUUCCUACUACAUCAAAAUGCGCCCCAACCUACGACAGUUCCUCGCCAACAUCGCCAAGCUUUACGAGCUACAUGUCUACACCAUGGGCACACGAGCAUAUGCUAUGAACAUCGCCAGAAUCGUAGACCCUGACAAGAAGCUCUUUGGCGACCGUAUCAUCAGCCGGGACGAGAAUGGCAACAUGACUGCCAAGAGUCUGCAGCGGCUAUUCCCCGUCUCGACCAACAUGGUUGUCGUCAUUGAUGACCGUGCCGAUGUUUGGCCCAACAACAGGCGCAAUCUGAUCAAGGUCGUGCCCUACGACUUCUUCAAAGGCACUGGUGAUAUCAACUCUAGUUUUCUGCCCAAGCGCCAGGACCAGACUCCAGCCCCAGAGGCCGUCCAAGAAACGCCUUCGCAGAACGGUGAUGUGAAGCUGAACGCCGAGGGCGACCCAGCAGCGAAAGCCACAGCCGCGACAGCAGCGACAGCGACGGCCCCGGCCCUGGCCCCGGCCGGCACAAACGCUGUUGACGAAGCUGCACUGCUGAAAGCACAGAGCGAAGAGCAGGAGCGGGCUUUGGAGAAGCAGUUGACUGACCGGCCUCUGCUACACAUGCAGGAGAAGCUUGACAAGGACGACGAGGAGGCCGAGAAGGCCGGCGUGGAGAGCGAAAGCCCCGAAGGCGGCCAGACGACGCCGUCGCACCAGCGACAUCACGUCCUUCUCGACGAUGACGCCGAGCUGAUUUACCUAGAAAAACACUUGACGAACCUACACGAGAAAUACUACGAGGCCUACGAGACCCGCGAGAACACUCGUGUAAUACCCGACGUGGGCAAUAUACUCGACGAGCUGAAGCACGAGGUUCUGCGGGGCACACGCAUCGUGCUCAGCGGCAUCGUGCCCAACAACGUGGACAAGUGGAACCACGAGAUCGCCCUGCAAGUAAAGAGUUUUGGCGCGAUAUUGGAAGACCGAAUACACCCUGCAAUCACACACCUGGUAGUCAGCCUCCUUCGGCCGCGGACGGCCAAGGUGCGCGAGGCAGUCAGGAUACCGACCAUCAAGAUCGUCAACCAGAACUGGCUACAGGACUCAAUCAGCCAGUGGGAGGAACUGGACGAGACACCGUACCUGCUGGACCUGCACCCUGCCGACCGGGGAGGCUUGGCGCCCCUGGUCUUGCCUGGCAAGGGCGAGGGUGGCAACAGCCCGGAGGCGAUCGACACCGUCAUGCAAAACGGCGGGGCCGGCGUGGACGAGCUUGAUAGCGCGGACGAGGAGGACGAGCUUGACCCGCGCAGCCCCAUCGAUGAGCUCAAGACAUUUGAUUUCGACGAGGCCGAUGAGGAACUGGCGGCCUUUAUGGAAGAAGACGACGGCGACGAAGACAACGAAGACGGCAAUUCGGAAGAUGGAGGCCGCCAGUCGGAUUCUGAGUUUGAGGACAACAACAGCACGACCUCGGAGACCGCGAGUGACACGGAGUCAAGAGCGAGCGGAGCCAAAGGUGAGGCAGUCAACGGCGCGUCGCCCGGCUCCAAGCGAAAACACGGUGAUGGCAACACGGAAGGCGAGAGAGAUGUGGAAAGCAGCGGUUCUGCGCUGGCAAAGAAGCUGAAGAUGUCGCGGUCACAAGGAGGCAGCAAGCUGCGGUCGGCAUACGAGCCCGAGUCGGAGCCGCAAGCACCAACAGCCGAGGCCACGACGGCAAAUGGCAGCGGUGGAGGAGGUGAUAUUGGCGGGGACGAGGAUGAGGAGGUGGACCUCCUGGAGACGGACGGAGGCGGCAACGAGGACCUGGACGAUAUCGACGAGGCGGAUCUGAUGGCUGAGCUGGACAAGGAAGAGCAAGAGGCGCUCGCAGAGAAGGGCUAG